Messenger RNA from Sebastes umbrosus (honeycomb rockfish), 6547 nucleotides. It is a transcript of the gene clmpb, whose product is annotated as CXADR like membrane protein b. Lineage: Eukaryota; Metazoa; Chordata; Actinopteri; Perciformes; Sebastidae. Gene Ontology annotation, cellular component: membrane; cytoplasmic microtubule; cell surface. The record is from RefSeq and is a predicted model, not a curated record. Bases 397 to 1563 code for a protein of 388 amino acids. The transcript is spliced from 7 exons.
CAUUUUGUGCAGCGGAGGAGGAAAGGAGGAGAGAGACUGCUGAGGAGGAGACAGAGGGGACCCUGAGACAACACGUCCCAAAGCCAGAGCCAGAGCCAGACAGCACAGGGAACUUUGAUUUGACGCCAAGUAUAGCCUGCGAUGAAAAGGACGAUGAAGAGAAAGAGCCACGUUUCUUCUUCUUCUUCUUCUUCUUCUUCUUCUUCUUCUUAUCGGGAGGUUUAGAUAUGUCGUGCGUGUGCAACAUAUGAUGUCCUUGGACUCAUAUGCUCAAUGAAGAUCUAUUUGUCUCUGGUUUCGCUCCUGUGUGCGCUGAUGGUGCCGCUUCGUUGAGGUUCAGCCAGAUGAAUGUGAAGGCGCUCUGAGCGCAUUGUUUCCAGCUCCUGUUCCAUUAUUAUGGGAUUUCCAGCCGCGAUGUCUGCAAUAUUCCGCUCUUUGUUUCUGGUUCUAUUCAGCCUGCUGUCAGCGGGUGCCCAGACUGAGAUGAAGAAGGUCGUUGGGGACAAUGCCACCUUACCAUGCCACCACCAGUUCCCGUCGUCCAACUCUCUCGACAUCGAGUGGCUACUGCAGAAACCAAACUCCAAACAGAAAGUGAUCAUUACCUUCUUUGGGGGCCAGGUGUACACCAAUGAGGGCAGCGAGGCCAGCCGUCUGUCCUUUGCUGGGGAGUACCUGGCCGGAGACGCCUCUCUGCUGAUCAGCGACCUGCUGUUGACCGACUCCGGGGAGUACUAUUGUAAAGUCAAGACUGGGGGAAAGUACCACUGGAGCCAGGUCAACCUCAUUGUGCUGGUCAAACCCUCCAAGCCGAGGUGCUGGAUGGAUGGCAAACUCCUGGAGGGCAGCGAUGUCAAGAUGAGCUGCAAGUCCAGCGACGGCUCUGACCCCAUCAACUACAAGUGGGAGCGAGUACUGGACAAAGGCAAGAGUCUGGGCAAACUGCCAAACCUGGCACUGAUAGAUCUCAAGAACCCAGAGCUCGUGACCCUGAGGAACCUCACCAUGGACAGCACAGGAGUCUACAGGUGCACAGCGAGCAAUGACGUGGGAGAGGAAAACUGCACCGUUGAGGUCACAAUGCAACAUGUGAAGGAUAUAGGGAAGGUAGCGGGUGCAGUGGUGGGAAUAUCCCUCGGUGUCCUCAUUGUCAUAUUAAUCAUCUGGCUCGUCUUCCGGAAGAAAGAGAAAAAGAAGUACGAGGAGGAGGAGACUCCAAAUGAGAUCAGGGAGGAUGCGGAGGCUCCCAAGGCCAAGCUCGUGAAGCCCAACUCCCUCUCCUCGUCCCGCUCAGGCAGCUCCCGCUCCGGCGCCUCCUCCACCCAGUCCAUGGUGCACAAUAGCGCCCAGCGCGGUCACCGCCCCCGCCCUCCCGCUGUGGCAGCUCUCAAGGAGAACGGACAGCCUCCAGGCUUCCCCCAGUCCCCUCCAGCCUACACUUCAGUGGUGCCCAAGACCCCCGAGCCCCCUGCCACUCCCAAAUACAACACCAGGAACAUGUCUGGGCCCACAGCCCCGACCCUCAUGGUCCCCGCCCAGACCAAGGCCUUUCAGACUGUGUAGGACUGAACGCCGACCACUUCCUGCAGCCAUGUGAGACUCCCAUCCCAGCCCGAGCCCCCUAGCCCCCCUUCCCAAAGACUAAGACUCUUCCAUAAACAAAGAAAUGCAACUAGUUAAAAGGAUGUAAUUAAAAGAAUCAAUAUUAUAAGUCCAAAAGUACUUUUAAUGAAUGCACACUUAAAAAGGGAAAAUAAGACAUGCUUGCCCCCUACUGAAUUACGUAAAACAACAAAACAAAAGAAAAAAACAAGACCUGAGAUGCAACACUGUUUGUUUCUCAUGCCUGAAGGCAGAACUUAUUUUCUGAGUUCCGUCUUUCGGCUUUGAAAAGGCACAGGGAAGUACCGCGUGCAGCGAGGUGGAAGGAGCCCCCUACAGUAGUAGAGCUUUUAUUUAUUUAUCAAAUCAAAGGGUUAGGCAUGCAGUGGAGAAAAAGAAAACGGAGACAGUAAAAGGCUGGAUGAUAAAGAAGAUCCAAACUCUGAGCCGGAUACCAACGGAGUCACACAGCUGUUGAGCUUUGGUCGUCGACGGAUACAAGAUGGAUACAAGCAGGGCGUAAACAAGGAGGACGAAAGUGUGAGACAGCUACUGAUUUUUUUUCUCUGGGAGGAGGGGGAGGAGGGGCGUGGGUUGAUUCUCUGAUUCAUGUCACCCGGCACCUCCGACUCGCUGCCUCCAGCACCUGCUCUGAAACCACAAACCCCUUUUGCCUCCCGUGGGCCGGGCCGAUUGUGCCCAUCCAUGUGGACAGACACAGUGUGCGGGCGUGUGCAUCAUCUGCCUCAGUGCUCUCGGUCUUCCGUGCUCUCCAUAACGAACCCGUGAGAAACCAUGGCGGUCCUGAGACUGACUCAGCUGUCUCGCAAAAACAGCUCAUCUGCUUUACCAAUCAGCAGGGGAAACUUCAGGUACAAUGAUGUAGCAUUGACGGUGGAGUCAAAUCAGCGGAGUUAAUACCUCCCCCUCCCACAUCCUGUCUACAUCUAUGGACAUCCUUUUCUGGUACUGAAUAUCUUUCCUGAAUAAUUAAAUAGUAUGUAUUAGGCCUAUAGCGAGUCAAUACUUUAAAUAUAGGGGAUAAGCAUCUAUUAGACCAGCUGGACUUGUUUUCUUUUCUUUCUAUUCUCCUGUGUUUCUUCUCUCUGAGCAGGUUGUAAAGGGUGACAGACAGCUAUAUGUCCAUUCAUCCAUAUUAAGAAGUGCCACCAAUCCCUAGGAUGGGUUAUUAUUGUUGCUUUUUUUUUUUACUCUUUUGUUUACCUGCUACAUUUCUGAACUGAAACCAAAAUCUGUCACCAUGAAUGUGUGAUGAACAAAGAUGGUGGAUCCCAUUCUUUUCAGCUCCCUAUAAGGUACCGAAUCAAUAUCCGAGCUAAGGCACAAAGAAUUGACCUUGACGUUCAAUUUUACAAUUACUAUGUCUGAAUGAAGGGAGCGAGGAGUAGGAUUCCAGAGACUUCAAUUGUAUAGGGUGUGUAUGGUAUCAUUGUCAGUACUCUCCCCGGAUCCAUAACAAUGGAGUGGCACUCGAUUGCUGUCUCGCUGAAUCACCGGGACCCUGCUUGGUUAUUGGUUCGAGCUGUGUGCUAUCAGCCAAUUCCCCUUUUGUCGUAUCCUCAGACAGACCCAGUGCAGUUUGAUUGAAAGUAUAUCUGAAAAGAAGGGGCAAGUAGCCUAUCUAUCUAGUGUGCCUUUGCAAUCCCCUCUUCUCCUCUGGUUUCUUCCUUUGUCCUUAUCUUCAGCACACCAGUGGUUAAGUCUCUGUUCACAUCCAGCUUUGAGGGUCAACGGUAGCAAAAUACUGAGAGAUACAACUUCACAGAACUGGCCCUAUAGUAAUACCAGAUGCAGUCUAUAGGGAGCACCAAGCAGAGUGAAUUAUCCAUGGUGAGAGAGCAAUCCCAUGCCAUGGGAAAACGUACUGUACAUUCUGUAAUCAGUCUUGUUUUAUAUUGUACAUACAGAUAGAUAUACGCACAUGAUGUCAUUUAAUUUAAUAAAUAAAGGUAUGUGAGGGGAGAUAUAUCCCUUACAGAAGAGUCAAAUGGGAAACCCCAAAAGUGAAUUUAAACCGUGUGUUUUUUUAGACACAUGUUGUGUGAACAAGUGAAGCCCCCUAUUCUGAUGUCAUAUUUUAUAUUUGAACUCAUGUGAAACAAAUAUUAUAUACCUAAUGGAAGUGUAGAAGAGAAAUGAACCUUGUCCAAAUCAAGAUAGUGGCCACAAAUAGUGGCCAGAUUGUGAUGAGAUGUUGUAUUGAUUUUACUGAUCCCCUGAGAAUAAUUUAUUCUUAUUUUUGGUGACCCUGUGACCUUUCCUCAGGCAACGCCAUUGGGUACAAAUUUCCCCUUGACCACAAAUUGGUCAUUGAUCUUGAAAAGUAACUGCCAGAUUCCCAUAAAAUCUUCUACAAGUAUUUAUAGUCAACACAUAAUGAAUAUUUUGUUGACCCCUGAUCCUUUAAUCUGGUGCACCAUCCAGCUAAAAUGUCCAAUUGUGCACUUUUAUUUUAAUGGUUCACAGGACAAACUAAAUAAUUUAAGCUCCUAGGUUCUAAGAAAAAAUGCCAGUAUGUCCAACAUCUUAAUAUUAUACCUUAUGAUGAAUAUUGCUAUUCUCUCUGGGCCCGUAGUGGGGCGAGCUUUAAUCUUUCUAAAUCUAAAUUUUCACACUGGAGUAAAAAUACAUACGAUGAAAUCUCAAAAGUUCUGAAAACCAACAUCCGUCUGAAAAGCACAUGGGGUUUGACUUCACAUGCGGGAUUUCACAUAUGAUUUAUAACUGUAAGGGAAUAUGAGAAAAAAAUGCCUUUUAUAUUCAACUAGAGACAGCGGUUCAUAUUUGAGCAGGGAAGCUACUGUGUGUGUGCGCGCGUGUGUGUGUCUGUGCGUGCGUGCUUGCGUGCAUGCAUGCAUGUUUGUGAACGUGUGCGAGUGUGUCUGUGUGGGUGUGUGCAUGUAAAUUCAGUAUAAGCCCUUGGGCCACACCCACACAUUCUCAUGUUAGCCAUUCAAAUGAGUGAGAAGGAUCCAGUCAGGCAAAGUAACCUCUGUCCAAAUUGAUAUGACUGCAGACUGGCAGUGUUUAUUUUAGUUUCCACAGACUUCUCUGCCUAUUGAACUUGGCUUCACAGGCAGCAAGUCAUGUUUUUGCUUGUGGGGGUGGCGUCUCGAGACAAAGCACGUCCAUAAUUCAUAAUAUUGUCAGCUCUGGAGGCCACUUGUACGCUCUCUCCUUGCUCUUGCUGUCUCUUAACAUAGAAUGCACUCGGCCCUGGGUGUACUGAUGGCAUCUCAAGGCGCACACAAACACACACACUCACACACACAAUACAAAACAGGUCAAAGUUGUAUAUACACGCAGGUACACGUGGCACAUUCAGGUCCGCACGGAAAUACAGGUGUGUGCUUCACGCACAUUCACAGUUGCACGUAUGCGCUCACAAACACACACACACACACACACACACGGUUUGCACAAACAUAAAGCCCCAAACUGCAGUCCUUGUUAUUUCUGCUCCUUCAGAAUCAAUUUGAUGGAUCGAAUGUCUCGAGGUAUUCUGACUGACUGAUGGAACCGGGAUACUAAAUGCAGCACAGAAAGGGACACUCUACUCUGCAUCACCCAGGGGACAUGUGCACACACACUCACUCACACAGUUACUGUAACAAAACACACACGUGCAUGCAAACACACAACUCUGCUAUGCAUCUUAACAAUCUGGAUAGCAUAUGCUUCAAGACUUUUUCUUUUUUCCAUGGGAAUCUGCGAGAGUAGCGCUGGGAAUCGGGAGAGGUAUAACAGGAUUGAUUAUGAGCCAGGGCUGUAGGCUCUUGCCAUUGAAAUUCCCUCCACCACAGAUGAAAGUAUAGCAGUGGAGGUGGAGGGUGGGAUGCAAGUCUUCCAGCUGUUAAAUUCCUCCCAAGCUUUUUGAUUUGCUUUCCAGCAACCGCAAGUCUCAGGUGGCAGAUUCCCCAGUUUAUGAGCCCUCGCAUUGCAUCUCUCCUCUCAUGUGUGCAGCUUUGUGGCCUGACAAACUUGCGCUCUUUCCAACAAAAUGAAUUUUAAGGAGCUUUUGUCAGUUCAGCGGAGAGCGGAGGAGGGAAGUCUUAACACACCUCAGAGUGUCAGCAGCACAUCCAAUAUCAUUCUUUAAAACAGUUACCAUCAGCACUAUAUAAUGUCUUAUUAUCAACACUCAAAGGUGCAGUAAACAUGAAAUCGUUAAGUGGUUAUCCUGCGUUAUAUGAUAGGAGUAUGAACCUCAUGUAGCCACUAUGUUUUAUGUUCUAUUAAGCAGUUUUAUUUCUGAUUAAAGCUGUUGAGCAGGGCAAAGUGAUGCUCAGACUUUGUGGUUUGGCCUUGUAUGUCAGUAUAGGGGAAUGUGAUGUAUUGUUGCUUUUGAGAGAGGAGAUGGACGGGGCUGUAGUCAACCUCCAGAAGGAAAGCAAAGGUACCUGCAUGUCAUAGGAGAUUGAGCAGACGAACGGGAAUGCUUUGCUUUGAUGUAACAUAACUGUAUUCGGCUAAAAAUAGAAGAAAAAAAAAAAAGAAAAUCUACAAUUGUAAAUAUAUUCACAGAAAAAUUUUAUGAAGCUUUAUUUUUGUCUUCUUCUUUUUUUUUGAAUUUAUCAUCCAUGUACUUUGCACUUUUUUUGUGUGCUAUGCUCAUCACCGGCCUGUGUGGGAUCUGUGUGGUCGGCUGUUUCUCUUGACUACAUUGUCUGGAUGUCAGGGGGAGACACGCUCAGCGCGGCGUCACUUAAAGGGAAAUGUAAGACACUUUUUUGUUUUCUUUACUCUCAUCUGUUUUUUCUGCCGUGGCUUCUCUUUGGUUUUAUAAAACAGUACAGAAUUUUUUUCGUUUGUUCGUUUGAUGAAAACAAUCCAUGUAAAUAUCACAAGUAAAAAAAUGUAUAUUUUUACGACUUCUGAGUUAUUACUCUUUCAUUUGCAAAUAAAAUAUUCAAUGACAACUUAA